CCAAAAAAAGGUGCUUUUGUGCCUCGAUACCAGAUAUCUCUUGAAACACUUGUUGACUCAUCAGAUAUGGCAACAGCUGGUGCUAUUCGCUUACUGGAUAUGGAGGAAGAUAUCUUUGGUUAUUCAUGCACUGAAACAAUCGGAAAAGAAGAUCUGGAACAUAUUUUUCGGCAUCAAGAAUUAGGCGUCGGUGUUAUACACACAUACAUCCGGUUCUUGUAUGACAAUUUCAUGCGCGGGAAUGAUCAAUUGUCAAACAGAUUCCGUUUCGUGUCUUCCUCCCUGGUCAACAAAGCAUUAAUUUGUAGGGAACCGGAUUCAUGUAGAGAGUACUUAGUCAAGAGAUUCAUGGCCAGCAGUACAAACAACUUGUAUCUUUGGCCGUAUAAUUCAGGGUGUCACUGGUUGUUGCUUGCUAUUGAUCCUUUAAAAGAAGUGGUAUAUUUUCUGAAUUCGAUAGAUGGUGAAUGGACAAAUUAUCCGGAUAUGAAGCAAUUAGUUGAUACGUAA
Molecule: messenger RNA, 510 nt
Organism: Lathyrus oleraceus (garden pea)
Lineage: Eukaryota; Viridiplantae; Streptophyta; Magnoliopsida; Fabales; Fabaceae
Exons: 3
Coding region: 67-510 (147 amino acids)
Source: RefSeq, a predicted model, not a curated record